AUGGCGUCCGAUACGGAGGAUGAAUUGCUACCAACCACAUCGGUCAGCGCGGCAUCGGCGUCAACAACGUCCGCAACUAGGGCCGGUCGGCGAUUGCGAAACCGAAAUGUACUGAAUGUAGAGGACAGUGAUAACGAAAGCAGUGGGAGUGGGCCAAUCGCUGGCCCUAGCCGACGUCGGACAGUACCGGUCGCUAAGAUGGAUCUGGCGUCGGAAAGCUCGGAGUGGGAAUCUGAUUGGAACAGUGACGAAGAGCAGCUGCUGGAAAAGGGCGACAAGGACGCAGUGGCGGCCGUAUUGGCCAGUAAGCUCGGUUACGCCUCAGACGAAUCUAGCGGGAGUAGCAGCAGCAACGAUAGCGAAAAAUGUCCCAUCUGUCUGUUGUCGCUUCACAAUCAGGAAGUCGGCGUACCGGAGGUCUGUGAACACGUAUUCUGCGCCCCGUGUAUCGAGGAAUGGUCGCGCAACGUAUCCACCUGUCCGAUAGAUCGGAAAGGUUUUGAGUUGAUCAACAUUUAUGCGGAUCUGGAGCGACGACAGCAACAAAAGGAGGUUCUACGGGUGUAUCGCGUCCAACCGAAGCCGAUCGAAGGAGAGGUGGAUGGAGUGGGUGCCGAGGGUACCGGGUUACCCGUUCCGGUAGAAGAUGAAUUAACGUACUGUGAAGUGUGCCGACAAGCACACAGCGAGGAAACGAUGCUGUUGUGUGACUCAUGCAAUCUCGGCUAUCACAUGGAGUGUCUGAAUCCGCCUUUGCUCGAAAUCCCAUCCGGUUCGUGGUAUUGCGAUUGUUGCUUUGCAUCUGGCUCGGACGAGGACGACAAUGAGCUGCAGGAUCUGCUGGAUGAUCUGAACGAGAUCGGUGGUAUGCGAGAGUCUCGGUUGCGGCAGCGCAUCCACAGCCCGUUACGGAUUGUGCGGACACGUCAGAGUGAACGUAUUAGGGCGGCAAUCCUUACGCGUGCGGCCGCGGCAGUACGAUUGAACAUGGUCCAAAGUUCGCCGGAUGGAGCAGGGCCGUCGACGGUGGCGGCAAGGGUACGUCGAUUGGCUGCUGGUUCUUCGGCGCACGGUGGCAGUAGCAGUAGCAGUAGUCUAGUUGCGGUCGCCGCUCCACCACGUGCUCGCAAGACGGUUAAGCGGAAGCGGCGGCGCCGUACACGUCGAAAAAUUCUCAGCAUGAUAAUCUCUGAAUACGACGUGGAUGACAACGACAACGGAACAGGGGUAGGCGGGCCCGGAGAUGGACAAAAGUUUGCAAUUAAGCGCAAAAAGCUCUACAGUACACUGCGGAAGCUGCGCAAGAAGCGAGCGAAACGAAGGAAAAGUUCCGGCGUUGGAGGGAUGGGUGGAAGCAGACGACGUAGCGCUGCCGCCGCUGCUGCAGCUGCUCUGGCCACCAACGGCGAAAAUGGUGAUCUUUUGAGAUCGACUAACGCAAUGACGGAUUCCGUACAGCGGCAACGCAUCGGCGCAGGUAUAACGCCGCUGAAGAUUUUCGGUGGUCGAAAUGAUCUGGACUACUUCAGCGAUGACGACGACGAAGAGGAAGGCAGUAGCACCGGUGGUGGUACGGGCGGUACCGGUGGAUCGACACUGGUCGCAGGUGGAGCAAUGGGUUCGCGCUUGAGAAAUGUGCUCGGACGCAGGCGAGUAUUGAAAAGUGGUUUCGAAAGUUUCAGCACACCUUCACCGGGAGAAGCUGCAUCGGCUGGAUCGGAUCUGCUCGGUAGCAUCCUUGAGAGUCAAGAGCGAUGGCAUUCGCGUGACGGACUGCGAAACGUGCGCAUCAAUGGUGGAAAAAUUGUUUUCCCCAUAGAUCCAUCCAACGUGGAUCGUCGGCGAGCACACCCUGCCGGUCCGAGCGGAAAUGCGAGAGAAUCAAUCGUAACGGGAGCUAUAAAUGUCGCUGCUAAUACCCCUGGCAGCAGUACGACGACUCAAUCCAUUACGGCCGGUGGAAGCAAUAGUGGAAACACUAGCGGCCCACCCGGGUCCAACUCAUCCUCGAAUAACAUCGUCACCAAUGGUACUGGUGGUGGUGCAAUGAGUGCAGCAAGCGGUAGUAGCACUAAUACAAAUGCAUCAACCGCUUACACCGGUUCAUCCGACACCGUAUUACUAGGUUCUCCCAUGAGCGGUAAAACGUCCACCACGGCCGCUGUAGCGACGAGCAGCAAGCUAAAAAAAGAUGACGAAACCGAUGAAGAGGAUGAUGAAGUAUCCAAGGAAAACAAGACUGUUCCCGGUAGUCGACUGCCGAAAGGACUUUCCCAUCAUGAUGUGGAUGGUGAUGCGGGUACUGGUGCGGUAGUCGCAUCUGAAAACAAUUGUCCUAAUUUCUCGGUUUAUUCGUCGGAGACUUUGCAAUACGCGAAAGGUGGCGCUGACGGGAAUCAACCAUACGACCCCCUAGACAGUGAACAGCGCACAGAUGAUGAAGAAGACGAUCGAUUUGCUGGUGAAAGGGACGAAGAUUUGGUGCAGCUCGAUGACGACGACAUCGACGGCGAACCGUACACGGAUCCGAAGCAAAGUUCUAUGAUCAACACCGGGCCUGUUGUGAAUGGCGAGGAAGACUUGGCAUCGGCACCAGCAGCAGCUGGCAGUACACCUGGUACCGUUGAUAACGCGGAUGAAAACGAUGAAGGUACGCCGGCGCGUGACGAAUUUGAUUCGGAUAGUGAUGAUGAACUGAAGAAAAUUGAGGCUGAUUCGAAUCGUGGUACGGAUGGGCGCCGAGGAGUUGGUGGGUUGGAUGCCCUGACCCCUCCAUUAACGACAUCGCUCGUCGCGGCCUUGGGAGCAUCGGGGGCAGCAAUGGCAGCCGCAUCAGCAAUCGCUACGGCCAAUUUCGGUGCACCCGCCGGUUUAAUGGGAGCGACCGAGGACGAUCGUAGCUACACACCUUGCCUGGAUGAGAAAUAUCAAGAGCGUCGGGAGCUAAUCGAUGCUGGGGAGGGUCCAUCCGGUGAGUGUACGGCCUUGUUGGAUUCAUCGUCUCGUUUUCGCAGUCAGGGAAGUGCUAUUGAUUCGGCCGGCAUUGAUGGGAUGGAUACCGAAAUGAUCUCUGACGAAGAUGAUUCUGCUUUUGCGGAUGCAACAGCGGCUGUUGGAGAUCAUGCAGGCAGUGGUCCAUCCACCUCAAAAGGUGGUCAAUCGUCGAAAAGGAAGGAACAGCUUGCCUCCUUCAAGAAGGUCACGAAAAAAGGACGCGAGCGCAACUAUCGUGAGAAGGAUACAAAAAAACGAUCAUCACGGGACCGUGGGCGACGAGGCAAUGAUACUAACGAGCACGGUGACGCAGAAAGAGAAACUCGCAAUGGAGAUGGCGAUGAGGAAAGUGGCGCUGAAGGCGGUAAAUCAACCGAUCGUCGUAAUCGACCACGUCGUCCGAAGCGAAAAGAGUUGCCUCGGUACGAUAUCCGGUCGAUUAUUGCAGAGAAAAGACCCCGUAUCUAUAAAGAUCCCUUCGGGAGAGAUAUUACACCGAAGCGACGGUCACGCACACGCACACCCUCGCGCAGCCGGUCCCGUGAACGACGCAACAUGUCUAUUUCACUCUCACCCGAACCACUACCGGCGGUAAGAUCGCGUGGUCCUGCUUCUGGCUUUCCUGCAGCUCGUAGGCGCUCCCUAUCACCAGCGCUUCCUCCACGGCACCGUGGACGGUCACCGCCACACGGGGUACGUUCCCCUGUACCCCCGUUCCGUCGGUCGCCUCAUCGAUCCUCAUCAGGCUCACGAUCCCGUUCGAGAGGAGGUGGUGGAGCCGGACGUUCUGGACCUCUCGGUAUGCGGUCACCCUCUCCGCGAUCACCACCACUUCGUGGUCGCUUUGCGCGUUCUCCACGCUCACGAUCUAUAUCCCGCUCGCGCUCUCAUUCGCCACCGGCGCACCAUCGUCCGGCAGUGCGUCGAGGAAGCUUUCGACGAUCAAUUACACCGUCGCGAUCACGCUCCCCACCUGAUAGACGCGUUGCGAGAGCAAAGAAGAAAGGGAAACGAAAGAAGCGCCUGGUAUCUGUUAGUCGUAGCAGAAGUCGUAGUCGCAGCAGAAGCCGCAGUCGCAGCAGGAGUCGUAGUCGCAGUCGUAGCCGAAGUCGUGGCCGCGGGCACAAAGUAUCCCUAGCGGCACGGAACCUUGGUCGGAAGAAAAAAAAUAAAGGCCGUCGCAGUGUGACACCUCCGCCGCCAGUGAAGAACGCAAACAAGAAGCAGAAGAAAAAGAAAGAGCGAAAAAGAUCACUUUCCCCGUUGGGAUCACGAUCGCGGUCACGCACACCACCAACAGCACCACCAUCCGCAUCCGGCAUACUUACCGAGCGGUUCGCCAAAGGAGGAGGACAGCGACAUCGCGAUAGUUCCUGGACACCUCCACCACUGCCACCGCUGUCCAGCGCUCGAGCGAAAACGAACGGACCGGCCUCAUCUGCUUCGGCAGCGGCUAAUCUAACGGUCAUUCUCACGAACGAGGAAGCGCUGGCGAAACAGCAGGCGGAAGCCAUGCACGGUGGCAAGGAUCGGGAGGGGCGCAGCAACAAGCAGGCCCGGAAGGAGGCAAGGCGCCGGGAACGGGAGGCCCGCGAAAAGCAUGCGACUCUGCCCUCAAAGGAAGUAUUUACAUCGGGUGAUAAUAUUCUUGUAAGUGUUAGCUUUAACGAUAAGAGUGCGUCGUCGGUGGUGGCCACGGGAUCUGGCAAGGAUACGAGUGGGCAGGAUAAGACACGCUCGGCGAACGUACCGGCAACCGAGCAUUCGCGGCAUCACCACCACCAUCAUCAUCAUGGCCUUGAGCGAUCGAGCGGUGGAAAGCAACAGCAACGACAAAAGGACGCUACUAACGCGGCCGGUUCCGGUACAGCCUCCGGCAAACGCCAGCGCCCAGCAGAAGGUGAGCGACCAAAGACUAAGAGACUCGAUGGUCGGCUAAAGCAACGAACGCGUCCCGCCGUCGAUAUUCCAACGAAACCGGUAGUAAUUAUCGAUUUGGAUGGAUCCCCAUUCCGCGUGUUGACACCAUCACCAAAAGCUGUCAUCGUGCUAUCGGAUAGCGAUACGGAAAAGGACAAGGAUCGGCGUGGAGCAGGUGCGGUUGUUGGUGGUAUUGCUGGAGGUGCUCCGGCAGGAGCAACCAUAGAUGCAGCUGGAAGCGCAGGUCAAGGUGUAGGUCAGGAGAAAAACAGCAGUGUUGGCUUGAUGCUACGAAGUGGUGGAGCAGCUGGAAGUACGCUCGGACAAUCGCUCGGAUUGAUGGAAGGACCCAAUACAAUGGGUGGCGGGGGAGGACUGUCGGUGGGAAGUGCAUUAGCCGGUACGUCCGGUUCUAAUGGUGGAGUGAUGCGAAAAACGCCACCUGAACGCCGCUCACCCGUCGAUGACAUGUUCGGACCGAAGACUCCACCUGGAUUCCCGACCAACAGUGGUGGUGCCGUAAUAGGCAGCAAUCAGCAAUCGUUGAAGGCACUGCAAGCACCAAAGUUCUCAAUGCAGGUUAAAACAAAGUCUACCAACGUUCGACCCGUCAACCCACUGUACGAUCCGGGUGAUUUGGACGAAGGCAAAGAGGACACCCCGGAGCGGCAGGAAGGUACGGUAGCAGGUGAAGGAACAAUGGGAGAGGAAAGUGGUGAUGUGCCACCGUCACAGGGAAUGAAUUACGGAGCGGGAAGUGGUGUAGGUGGAACAAUAGCCACUGUAGGACCGAAUACGCCGCCGGAACCGGCACCACAAUCACCUUCGCCCGACGUGUACGAUCCGUUUGAGCCGACUAAAUCACCUUCGCCUUCGCCGACUCCCGGUGGUUCAUCGCGUGACCGAUCCGAUGCUUUAUCGAUUGGUAGGCUUUCGGAUGAAGAGCAAGCGAAGACGACGAACAGAGACGGCCCAGGGUCUGGUUCUGGCACAGAAGGUGGCAUGAUGAUGAUGGACACUGUCACCGCUGGCAGUGCCGUUGGAUCAGGCGAUUCUAUGAACGGCGGUACUGUCGGAAACGGAGCGGAUGUGGUACAUUCUCGUACUCCUCCGCAGUCGCUUAUAGGACGCAGCAAUGGUAACACCGGUAAAGUUCAGAUGCUCAACAACAUCGUGCUCAGCGGAUCGGCGUCUAACUCGAAUACGAAGGUACCCGAUCCGGCCGGAACCAAUUCGGAUUCGGACGUGAUCUUUGACGAGUUUGUACCAUCAUCGGGCGGGCCGAACAAUAAUCUCAUCUCGAAAUUGCCAUUGCCGCUGACCGGAUCCGCCGGCCAAGGUCAGCCCGGUGGUAAGUUCGGUGAUUUCAUGAACCCGACCGAUUCUCCGUACUCGCCGGGUGCGAGCGAUUUUGACGAUUUGUUUGAACCACCCGGCGGUGCGGGGAUGGAUAUACUUGAUUCGCCACCGAUGCAUACGCAAUCCGGCAAGCAGCAGUCAAAUCACCAGCAUCAGUUGAACGCCAAUACGCAGCUCCCCGGGGGUCGAUCGUCCAAAACGAUGCCAACGACGAAAGCUGCUAAAAAAUCGACCAACCAGUUUGACACACUGUUUGGGUCAUCGCCGAACCAGCAUCACGGUGGUAAGGCAGGUCGCAGUCGGAAGGGCCCACACAAACGCUCGAAGGGAGGCAAAUCCAACCAAAAAGGUGACACUGCUAAUGACGAAGAUCCGUCGAAGAUGUCGGAUAAGGAGAAGUACCUGAAGAAACUCAACCGUCUCGAACGCGUCGUCGAGGAGGUCAAACUGGUCAUCAAACCGUAUUACAACAAGAAGCAAAUUAAUAAGGACGAAUACAAAGAUAUUUUGCGCCGCGCGGUACCGAAGAUCUGCCACAGCCGCACUGGCGAGAUAAAUCCCAUCAAAAUACAGAAGCUCAUCAAGGCGUACGUGCGCAAAAUACGCGCCAAACGGCGCCAAUCAAAGAAGGGUUCCGGUGGUGGCGCCAUUGGUCAGCUUGGAUUACCAAUGGCAAACAACAAUGCAAUCAUACUCUAA
This is a messenger RNA of Anopheles marshallii, 6972 nucleotides long. RefSeq lists its product as uncharacterized. Bases 1 to 6972 code for a protein of 2323 amino acids. The record is from RefSeq and is a predicted model, not a curated record. The transcript has 4 exons. NCBI's taxonomy places the organism in Eukaryota, Metazoa, Arthropoda, Insecta, Diptera, Culicidae.